GGAGGUGCACGUCAGAAGACCUUUGUAACAAAUCCAUGAAUCAGUUCCAUCCAAGAAUGUUGAACCCGCUUCGCUCCCGGGGACUAAACUCACCACAUUGGCUCGAACUCGCUGCGGAGCUGUUGCCUCCGGCUGCGGCGGCGCUUGAGCCGCCGCCUCCUAAGCCUAGAAAUCCAAGCAGGCCAUUGCCUCCGUUGUUAGAGCCGGCGCUUGUAGAGCUUGAGGUCUGGCGAGUGGAUAGAGCGCGCGAGCCUGCAUGUGGAACAGGAAAUGAGGUGCUGAGGGCCGUGCAAAGAGCGAGUGAGAGCAAGAUGAUGCGCAUGGCUAAGGCGUUGCUGAGCAAGUCCGGUUCUUCAAAUGUAAUUCCGGAGUGUUGCUUAGAUCUGAUCUGCUUUGACCCGACCGUGCGAGACACGGACAUUAUGAGAGAGGCGAGGAGGCCGGAGCUUCAUAUUUGCGAGUAUGGCUGCUCGCUGUGGGAGACGUGCGUCUGCGCUCGAAUGUGUCUGCCAAGGCUAUCGAUGGACAUACAUCUUCCCCGAAGUCACUCUUCUUGACACAGCAUCGCGGUACCUCCUUG
This is a messenger RNA of Dissoconium aciculare CBS 342.82, 580 nucleotides long. RefSeq lists its product as uncharacterized. The transcript has a single exon. Bases 36 to 557 code for a protein of 173 amino acids. The record is from RefSeq and is a predicted model, not a curated record. NCBI's taxonomy places the organism in Eukaryota, Fungi, Ascomycota, Dothideomycetes, Mycosphaerellales, Dissoconiaceae.